AUGCCCGGAGCGCACAUCCACCAGAACACGUUAGGGGAUGGCCUCGUCCCCCUCAUCAACAAGCUCCAGGACAUCUUCACGCAAGCGGGCGUGGAUAACGUCGGCGGCGACCUGGAGCUCCCCCAGAUUGCGGUCGUGGGCUCGCAAUCCUCGGGCAAGUCCUCCGUGCUCGAGGCGCUCGUCGGGCGGGAUUUUCUCCCUCGCGGCCCCGACAUCUGCACCAGGCGCCCGCUCGUGCUUCAGCUCGUGCACACGCCGUACCAGCACGCGUCCCACCACAACCAGGCCCCGAUGGAGUGGGGAGAGUUCCUCCACCGCCCGGGCGAGAUCUUCACCGAGUUUGAAGCCAUCCGCGAGGAGAUCGAGUGCGAGACCAACCGGGGCACCGGCACCAACAAGGGCGUCUCGGACAAGCAGAUUCGCCUCAAGAUUUGCUCCCCGCACGUCCUCACCAUGACCUUAGUGGACCUCCCGGGCAUCACGCGCGUUCCCGUCGGAGACCAACCCGCAGACAUCGAGAAGCGCAUUCGCGACAUGAUCCUCUCCUACAUCAAGCGCGAGUCGUGCCUCAUCCUCGCCGUGUCCCCCGCCAACACCGACCUCGCCAACUCCGAUGCCCUCACGUUAUCCAGGCUCGUGGACCCCGACGGCAAGCGGACCAUCGGGGUGGUCACCAAGCUCGACAUCAUGGACCGCGGCACCGACGCCGUGGCGUACCUUCGCGGCGAGGUGGUCCCGUUGCGGCUCGGGUACAUCGGCGUCGUGAACAGGUGCCAGCAGGACAUCGCGCAACGGAGGAGCAUACGCGAGGCGCGCGCGUCCGAGGCUGAGUUUUUCCGGCAUCACCCGGCGUACGCCGAGGUGAUUGACAAGUGCGGCACCGAGGCGCUCGGGUGGACCGUGUCCCGAAUCCUAGCCGAUCACAUCGCCGACCUUCUACCCGCGCUCUCCGAUAAGAUCGCCACGCGCAGAGCCGAGGCGCAGCGCGAGCUCAAGUCCUUGGGCGAGGGUAGGCCCGAAGAUCCGGGCAGGCAGAGCGCCAUGGUGCUCGAGAAGCUGCACGGGUACGCCGCGGGUUUCACCAAAUCAGUCGUCGGGAAGAGCGACGAUCUCUCCACCGCGUCCCUCGAGGGCGGCGCCAGGAUCCACUUUGUCCUUCAGGAUAUCUUCGUCAAGGGCCUGGAGUCCCUCGACCCGACGCGCGCGAUGAGCGAGGAGGACAUCAGGACCGCGAUCCAGAACGCGGCGGGCACGAAGGGCGUGCUGCUCCUCCCCGACGAUUCCUUCGAGGUUCUGGUCAAGCAGGCGAUUCGAAAGAUGUCGGAUCCGUGCGUCAAGUGCGCGAGGAUCGUUCACGACGAGCUCGGGCGGAUCGCGCGGACGCUGAUCAACCAACAGGAUCUGCAGAGGUACCCACGCCUGGCGCAGAGCGUGGAGGACGCCACCCGGGACUUUUUGGUUGAGGGGCUCGUUCCCGCGGAGAGCAUGAUCAACUCGCUGGUGGAGUGCCAGCUCGCGCACAUCAACACCUCCCACCCGGAUUUUGUGGGCGGGUCCCAGGCGCUGAGGAUGGCGCAGCAGGAGCUCAAGCGACGCAGGGGAGCGUCCACUGCCGCCGGAACGGGAGCUGACGACGACGAGAUGUCGGGAGACGAGAACGACUUUGGGGAGGAUGUGCUGGCGGAUGUCACUCAGAGAAACGCGUUGCAGCGGAAGCGGGACGCCAAGAACAAGGCCAAGACGGCGCUCGGCAGAAAGCUAUCCGGGGGUUCGUCCGUCGACGCGUCCAUCGACAAGGUUAAGGACAAGGAGAACGACGUCAAGGCGCUGUACUCGCACGAGAACGGGGUCGUGUCUCUGAAGGAACCUCCGGGGAGGAUUCAGGCGAGCGAGCCCGAGACUGACGAGGAGCUCCUCCAGGUGCUGGUGACCAGGAUCCUCCUCGGCAGCUACUUCGCCAUCUCCCGCGGCGUGCUCGCGGAUACCGUGCCCAAGGCUGUGAUGCACUUUCUCGUCAACAGCGUGCAGCGGGGGCUGCAGCAGCAUCUCAUUCAGUCCCUCUACCACCCCAACCUGGUACCCAGCUUGCUGACUGAGCACCCGGAGACGGAGGCGAAGAGGUUGGCGGCGAGGAACAAGUACAAGGCCUUGUCCGCGGCGGCGGCGGCCAUCGGCGCCAUGCCCGCGGACCUCGCGGCGGCGGGCGUCGGCGUCGGGGGCAGGCGAUGAUCGAGACACUGGGUGUGCGUAGCUAUGUAUCAUACAUCCGUUAUUCAUCAAUAAUCGAAAAUAAACCAUCUCGUGGCUAUCCCACCCGUCGUCGAUCCUCCUCGGGCUCCCUGACGGCCAUCUCCACGUCGGUCGGCGGUCCGCGCACACGAACGAACUCUCCGUUCGUCGAUUGCCCGUGCGCAUUCGUCUCGACAUCGUUCGUCGGCGCCACCUGUGUGCCGCUGGGCGAAUUCGGCCCGCGGCGUCCAAACAGAAAGUUUAACCCAUCGGGCGGAUCGGGCGCGCUGGGAGCGGGCGUCGCCGGGACCGUGAGCAAGCUGGCCCGGCAGUUGGGGCAGGUGCUGUGCUGCGCGAGCCACUCGUCGAUGCAGUCCUUGUGGAACACGUGCUGGCACGUCGGCAUGGUCUUGAUCAGGUCCCCGUCCUCGAACUGCUCGAUGCACACCGAGCAGCUCGGGUCCUCACCCGCCCACUUGCUCGCGUUCCAGUCAGCCUCGGUGUACGCCAACUGCGGGAUGGCGUCUAUAACCUCUCGCGGGCAGCCCGUCUGCUGCGCCCCCCUGCCACCCGCGCCGCCGUUCUGGUUCCAAGUCACGUUAUCCUCGCGCCCGCGCAUCCGCCGCCUGAGCACGUGCCCCUGCAGCAUCCACUUGCACACGCUCAAUAGCAGGCACAUGAACAUCGCCAUGAUGAUCACCAGCACCACCGACAUGAACGACGGCGGCAUCAUGUCGUCGUCCUUAUGGUCGCUUUCGAGCGUGACGUGCCAGUUGCAGCUCGAGUCGCGAUAGUACUGCAUGUUAAAGACGCCGAGGACGUAUGUACCCGCGCCCUUGAGCUCGCUCGACGAGAUUCGCCACACCGCCUCCGUUCCCAGUUCCUCGGUCGUGCUCAACAGAUAUGUGUUGUCCAACAAGCUCGGCCACCCGGUGCCACUUGUCGGCCACUUUUUCAUCAACACGAUCGGGUGCCCGCCCUCGUGCCAGAACUUGACGGUGAGGCCCUUGCCCGCCGCGACGUUGUCGACGUCGAACUUUACGUACGCCCACUCGCCGGGGUUUAAGAUCCCCGCCGCCGUGCCGCUCGGCAACCGCGUGGAGAUCACCACCCCCUCGCACAUGUCCCCGCCGUACCCGUCUUUACACUCGCACACGCCCACUCGCGAUUCGACGCUGAUGGCGUCCACCGCGGAGCCGUCCGAUGGGUUCGGUGGCUUGCACUCGCCCCUCGAGGGAGCGUUGCAGCCGGCGCGGCACAGGGGCGGAUCCGGCGGGAGCACGCCGGGCUUUCCCGGCAACGCCACGGUCACCUCGACGUCGUACUUGGCCUCUUUUUGGAGGUACACGUUGUUGUUGAACACGGCGAUGUAGUAUUUGCCGGGUUUCGCGUCCGAGAGGAGUAUCGAAUGGUAGUUAACCCUGGUCCGGAAACCUUGCGUGUCGGCGAAUAAAGCGUAGUCCGAAACUGACGGAACCGCCCCCGUUCGCGGAAUCUUCUUCACGAACAGCACGGGGUCGCCGCUCUCGCGCCGCAGCUCCGCGAGCAUCGCGACUUUGGUGGAAGAGUCGUACUGCGGCGGGA
This is a messenger RNA of Micromonas commoda, 3813 nucleotides long. RefSeq lists its product with no specific name. Gene Ontology annotation, molecular function: GTPase activity; GTP binding; microtubule binding. Gene Ontology annotation, cellular component: membrane; microtubule; cytoplasm. The transcript has a single exon. The record is from RefSeq and is a predicted model, not a curated record. Lineage: Eukaryota; Viridiplantae; Chlorophyta; Mamiellophyceae; Mamiellales; Mamiellaceae. The coding region runs from base 1 to 2229 and encodes 742 amino acids.